Oncorhynchus gorbuscha (pink salmon) is the source of this 4887-nucleotide messenger RNA. Its product is annotated as coiled-coil domain-containing protein 136-like. The record is from RefSeq and is a predicted model, not a curated record. Gene Ontology annotation, biological process: single fertilization; acrosome assembly. Gene Ontology annotation, cellular component: acrosomal membrane. The transcript has 12 exons. The coding region runs from base 227 to 1609 and encodes 460 amino acids. Lineage: Eukaryota; Metazoa; Chordata; Actinopteri; Salmoniformes; Salmonidae.
GAAAAGCUUUCAGAACUUCAGCGCACACACACCACUGUGCAAAAUCAGUUGUAGAAAAAAAGGGAAGGAGACAGACAGACGGAGGUUGUUGUUUGGAAAAACUGCAUAUUUUUUAUUUCAUUCUGCUCCUCCCCUCUUCUCUCUCAGCAACUCUCUCUCCCACGCUACCGAGAAGAGAGCAGAGGCUUCAGCUCUCUGGAACUCUCCACUACUCCUAAGGGAGGUCAUGGAUGGACUGCGAUUACCUCCACUCAUUGAGGAUGCGCUGGAAUCUACAGAUGAGCCCUGUGGAGAUCUGAAAGCGGAGAGCAGCCCCAGCCUGAGCCGCAGCAUGGACAAUGAGAUCACAGCCAAGGAGAGAGGAGUACUGGAGAACAACGAAAAGGAGACAAUGGACAGAGAUCAGGAGGAGGAGGAGGAGAAGGGGGGGGGGGAGCAGCAGGAGCCCCUGUCUGAGGAGCAGGAGCUGGAGGAGUUGAGGAGCCAGGUGCUGCAGCUCCUUCUGGAGUUAGAGGAGGCCAGGGGAAUGUCCAACAAACACCAAGAGGCCUUCCACGAGCUACAGGGUCUGCUGGAGGAUGAGCGUCUGGCCAGUGCCCACCAGGCAGAAGCCUUUGCAAGACAGGUCUACAACCUGCAAGCCCAGCUGCGUUCAGUACAGGAGGAGAUGGACUCUCUCGAGGAGGAGAAGGAGAGUGAGCUGACUGAGGCUCACGAGGAUCUACGCCUCGCCCAGGAGGAGGUUCUGCUUCUGCAGCAGGCGGCUGAGGAGGCAGCGGCCGAGAGGGAGAACGACAUUGCGUCCCUGCAGGAGGAGCUGUGUCGCCUCCGGGCCCAGCUGGGGAGGCUCAACGAUGAGGCGCAGGAGUACGAGCUGGAGAUCACCACACUGAGAGCAGAGAUCAGCAUGAAGAGUCAAAGGAGGGAGGAAGAGAGGAACGGAGGUGAUGUAGGUACACUGAGGCAGGAGUGUGUCACUUUGAGGGAGGAGUGUGAGACUCUGAAGGACGACAACAGACGCCUGACUGAGAAACUACAGCUCCUCCAACUACAGAGGACAGGCUCCAACAGCGUAUAUCUGUCCCUGAAGGAUGGUGAGAUAGCUGGUACAGGAGUGGGGGUGGGCACAGACGAGGGGGGCAUGGCGGAGAGCUAUAUGACCAUGGUCGAGUGCCAGUCUACGAGCCCAGGCACCAACUGCCGCCUUGUGGACGCCUCCAUCCAGAAGAACAUUUCGUUCGAUGGGAAGCCCAUGACCCCCACCGGCUGGAAUGGAGGAUUUGGGGAGAUCUUCUCCCUGAGGGACCAGCUGAAACAGGCUGAGGAGAAGGCCUUGCUGGUACAGAGACAGUGUGAUGGGUUGAAGACGGAGCUGCGGGAACUGCAGGAACUGUAUGACUGCAGCCAGAGGGAGAGGGCUGAAUUGGAGGAGGAGCUACUGCACUGCAAGGCAGAGCUCGAGAGGUUGGCUGGAGGGUGGCAGAGCAACAUCCAUUCGUCUGAGUCCCCUGUUCUCUCCAUCCCCUUCAUAGGAAUGAUUGUAAUAUUGGGAGUGGUUUGGUGCUGGUUGUCCGAGCUGGCGUUCCAGAAAGCAAGGGGAGUGAUAUAGAAUGGAACCCUAUUCUGACCGUCACCGCAGCAACAGCUGCGCUUCUGAUCAUGGUUAGCUUGUUGAGAGCCUUGACCUGAUGUUGAGCAGAAAGACAACUUAUACGGGCAAAGACAGCGAUGUCUGCUUAUAGACCGCUACCUUCCAUUCUACCCUCCUAUCACAUCUAUCUGGGACCCUACCAGGGCACCAACAACAGAUCAGACACCAUUCCUCUAAUUCAUAGCUUGGAAGCAGCAAAAUAUAUUUAGAUGGCAACUAUUCAGAAAAACACAAGAUUUGUGAAAGGAAUGUUCUGAAAUUGGUAGAUAAAGUGAUGUGCUGCCACAGCUUUUCAGAUGAAAACAGAUGGAUUCAUUUUCUCCCCUGUUCUGGGGAACACAUGUCAAGACUUAUUAAGAGAGUGUCUUCGUGAAGCUAAGAAGAGAGUGUGAAUAUAUAGUUUCAAUGGGAGAGUACCUGUUGAACCUAAAUCUAUCUCUACUCCUGUUGUAUCCUAUUCCUUUCCUGUCUCUCUGUGGAUUUGCUUAAGUCCUCCUGAGUUUGAAUGUCCAGUUUUAUUCUUAUACAAUACUCACCUUGUGUCUUUCUACAUGAAUUUAUUAUGCUACUGUCAAUGUUGAGUCCUCUAUUGAUUUGCCUUUGUGAUUAGUUCUCUUUAACAAUAGCAACCUCUGCAUCUUGCACAAUUGCUGAAUAAAGCUCUGUAACUCAUGAUAUUGUAAAUAAGUACUAACAGAAAUGUUCUUCAAAUAUAAUUAUAUCUAUGUGUACUGAAUUAUUUAAGGCACCUGUCAAACUCAUUCCACGUAGGACCAAGUGUCUGCAGGUUUUCGCCCUUGUACUAAUUCGUAAGCAACUCCCCUCACUUGGUUGUCCAGGUCUUGAUUGAAAGGGGGAAAAAAACACACACAAAAAACCCAAAGACAAUCGACACUCCGUGGAAUGAGUUUGACACCUCUGAUUUCAAGGAAUAUGUCAAACACAUUAAAUAAUUAUGUAUUUUGAAUAGCUGGUGUCUUGUGAAUAGAUAAAACCCUAGGGAUUUCUCUAAAUUAAAGUGAAAUUAGUCAUGAAGGUCUAGUCUAGAGUGGCAGAUACUUCCCCUAAAGGCAAUAACUAAUUUAUAACACAUACACUAUGUUGUCAUCAAUAUACACUGUUGUGAAAAACUUUUUGUCCCCUUUCUGAUUCUCUACUUUUGCAUAUUUUUGAUUCUGAAUGUUAUCAGAUCUUCAACCAAAACCUAACAUCAGAUAAAGAUAACCUGAGUGAACAAAUAACGCACCAAUUACAUACUUAUUUCAUAGACAAUGUUAUGCAACACCCAAUCGGUGAAAAAGUAGUUGCCCCCCCCUUACGCUCUAUAACUGGUUGUUUAAAAAAUAUAUAUAUUUUACCUUUAUUUUACUAGGCAAGUCCGUUAAGAACAAAUUCUUAUUUUGAAUGAUGGCCUAGGAACAGUGGGUUAACUGCCUGUUCAGGGGCAGAACGACAGAUUUGUACCUUGUCAGCUUGGGGAUUUGAACUUGCAACCUUACGGUUACUAGUCCAACGUGCCACCUUUAGCUGCAAUUACUCCACCCAAACAUUUCCUGUAGUUGUUAGGCCAUUCCACAAAUGUCGCUGAGUUAAAGCAGAUCUGCAUGGAAAUGUGGGACAAGAUUCUUUCACAGUGAAGUGAGAGACUGAUCAACAACUACAGGUAGUGUUUGGUUGUAGUCAUUCUAGCUAAAAGUGGCACAACCAGUCAUUGAGUGUAAGGGGUCAGUUAUUUUUCACACAGGGGAACUGGGUGUUGCAUAACUUUCUUAAUUAAAUCAUUAAAAUAUGUUUGUUAUUUGUCUUGCUCAGGUUCCCUUUAUCUAAUAUUAGGUUUUGGUUGAAGAUCUGAUAAUAUUUAGUAUAAAAAAUAGAGAAAAUCAGAGAGGGGCAAAUACUUUCACGACACUGUACACUUACAUUUACUUUAAAAUACCAAGAUCAUUCCACUCGUUCUAUCUUUAGUGAGGAUGAGGAUGUUCAAUCUUUGUGUCCAAAUUGUAAAUACCUAUUUGUUAUGGUUUCCUCAUUAAAGAGAGAAGAGUAUGUGAGAUAAGCUCAGCUUUUCUAAAGCACCUGUCAACCCUAGCCCGGUGUUUCAAGCCUAUGUUUAACCACCACCUCACCCACAUAGUAGUGUCCUAUGUGUCACUUAAAAAAAAUGAGUGUUAAAUUACCUAUUUGUAAUCUAUUGAUCAUGUUAUCUACUCAUUUGAACAUACAGUAGCAGCUAUUCAGACAAAGGGACAGUGGGUAUUUAACUUUGAACUUUGAAUAUUUACAAAACACCUGUACGCACUAAUCAUAAUUGAGUUUUCCCUGUAUCCUCUCUCUUGUAUUACUCAAAAUACUAGUAUUAUUCAGUAUUACUACUCUCGUUAAAAUGUAUGUAAAAAGGAACCUACAGGUGUUUUUAUGAGAAGGACAAGAGACUUUAGUGUCUUUGCUUGGUGUUUGCACAUGUAGUUGAGACUGAGAUGUCAUUCAAAUGAAUUGUUCAGAUUGUUCUAGUUCCAGGUACACAGCAUGAGAAUGUUGACAGUCAGCAUUCCAUAGUUUAAUGCUCUUGUGGUCAUACCAGAGAUAGUACAUUUACUUUCUACCAUAUCUGGUCAUAACAUGACAAUAAGCAUGAGUGUGGUGGUGGCAGAGGGUUGGUAGACUAAGUGGCAGCUAAACCAGUUUGACUGCAGAAACCAUUCUUGAAAUUGGAUUGUUAUGUCAAUUAUGUUCAUUUUAUUUGCUUAAUUCAAAAUAUGUCUAGAUUGAACUGUCACAUUCAAAUCCAAGGCAGCAUUUCAAAUGUUUUCAAUUCUCUGAUAACACCUGGGAAAUUUUGUGACACAGUAAAAGUAGAACUACUUCCGAAUUAAAAAACGCAUGCUGCAUACAGUCUAAGAGAAAUGUUAUAGUUCAUUUAUGUUUAAUAUGAUGUUUCUGUUAUACUCUGUAUUUGAUGUAAAUAGUCAGAAGUGGUAUAGAGUAAUGGGAGAGAUAUAUUUCUCCAUUUGUAAUAGAUUUGUAGAAAGUCGAUCUAUUUUGAAAGAGCAGUGUAUAUUUGAUAGCCAAAUUAAGCUAUAUGUAAAAGCCUAUUCAUGGUGUGUUUAUAUUGACAAUUGUUUCAAUACCUAUGUUUGGUUGAGUAAUCACUGGAUGCAUAAUAGAGUUUUUUUUUUUCUUAUUAUUUGCCAGUAUAAGUAUGCUAUCGCUAAAAAUAAACAACCCACCAAAAGCAA